GGGAAGGGCACACGUGCCGCCGCCGCCGGAAGGAGCAGAACGCUUCUUGGCCCAUCAGAUCCAAGCACUGGGGUCGCGAGGUGCAAUGGAGAGUUCUGAGCCUGACCCUGCGGACGACACUUCCAUGGACGCAUUCCUGGAUAAAUUCCAGAGCCAACCUUACCGCGGCGGCUUCCGCGAGGACCAGUGGGAGGAGGAAUUUGACAAGAUCCCCCUAUUUAUGAAGAAAGCACCAUCAGAAAUAGAUCCCAAGGAGUUCCCUGACUUGGCUUGCCUUCAGUCAAUUAUUUUUGAUGAUGAGCGAUCUCCAGAAGAGCAAGCCAAGGCCUAUAAAGAAGAAGGCAAUGAUUAUUUUAAAGAAAAAGACUAUAAGAAAGCUGUGGUUUCAUACAGUGAAGGAUUAAAGAAGAAGUGUGUAGACCCUGAUUUGAAUGCUAUCCUUUAUACCAAUCGGGCUGCGGCACAGUACUAUCUCGGCAAUUUCCGCUCUGCCCUCAACGAUGUGCUGGCUGCCAGGAAGCUGAAGCCCGGCCACCUGAAAGCCAUAAUAAGAGGUGCCAUUUGCCAUCUUGAACUGAAACACUUUGCCGAGGCUGUGAACUGGUGUGAUGAGGGGCUACAGAUUGAUGCCAAAGAGAAGAAACUUCUAGAAGUGAGGGCAAAAGCAGACAAGCUGAAGAGGAUGGAAGAGAGGGAUCUGAGGAGGGCAAAGUUGAAAGAAAAGAAGGAACAGAGACAGACCGAGGCUCUACUCCAGGCCAUCAAGGCUAGGAACAUCAGGCUUGUCUCGGAAGCGGUGGUUAAGGAUGAAGAUUCAGCCUCCAAUGGUCCAACUGAGAUCAUCCUGAAUGGGCUCAGCUCUGAGAACCCUGGUGGAGCCAGGCUAAGUCUAAAUAAUCAAGGCAGGCUGAGCUGGCCUGUGCUGUUCCUGUACCCAGAGUAUACGCAGUCUGACUUUGUCGCUGCCUUUCAUGAGGAUUCCAGGUUUGUUGACCAUCUCAAGGUGAUGUUUAGUGAAGCACCCUCCUGGGACUCAGAGCAGAAAUACUACCUGGAUAAUUUGGAGAUCUACUUCGAGGAUGAGGAUGGAGCAGAACUGUACCAGGUGUCCCCCUGGAGCACUCUGCUGCAGGUGCUGCAGCACCCCAGGUACUUGGUGAAGGCCCUUACACCAACAUUCGUGGUCUGUGUAGGAUCCUCUCCUUUCUCUGAGAAUUAUCUUCAGGGGAAAAGGGUACACAGGGACAGUGGUUGCUAACCUCAUGCUGGGGACAAGCUGCUGGCCUCCCUGAAGCUCCGCCUGUCUGACUGAGUGCCGAGUUCCAGCUGGGCCUCCCCCUCCUCAGAUUCACAGCUCUGUCUUGGUCAGAACAGCCUUGGAGUCCAUGGCUGAAGGAGCAUCUGCUGCAGUUGCCCGACAAGCUGGCCUUGGUGACUCCCUGGCCUGUAGAUUGUGUCAGGGCACAGCAACAGUCUUAACCUUUGUGGCAUCGGGCAUGUACAGAAGGCUCCUCCAAGGCAGUAACUAGCCCUGCAUAGUAUUCUACGGUUGUAGGGCUGAGACUGAGCCUGGCUCUCCACCAGAAUCGGGGAGAGCUAUGAGGGAUGCUGUGGAUACCAUGAGGUGAAUGGAGCCAUGAAGCCACAUCCUGUUUCUGCGUUAAUGACUGUACAGACCGUAAUCCUCGGGACCAGUUCCUCUGCCCUCCCAGUGUGAGAACUGCAACAGACCAGACAGUAGCUCCCGAGUGCUUUCCCGAUUCCUCAGCUCCAGUCACGCUCCUGCCUCAGCAGAAGAAUGCUGGGUUAGGGUGUGCACCACUGUAUCUGGCUAGUAGUCCUUUUGAUCUGGAAAGUCGUGAUCUGUCGAUAGUUUUUUUUUUUUUUUUCUUGUGCUGUUCAUCCUAGAGACUUUGUGUACUCUUCCCUGCAGCUGAGUGGCUUCCUGCAAUGCCCCCCUAUCUCCCAAGGGGAGAAGGGCUGUGAGCAGAUGUGACUCAUGCCACAUCUGACAGAAGCGGGAGGAGCCAGUGGGCAGUGGGUUGCAAGUAGUCUGGUGUUCUUUUCCCUCUGCCGUGAGGCCCCGUUUCUUAAGUAGGAACAUCCCCUUCAGCCUGCGUGUCUCAAAGCAGCUGGCCUAAAGCCGCUGAUUGUAGUCAAGUGAAAGGCAAAUGUUUUUUUGUAGUAAACACUGAGAUUUGGGGGGGUUGCAUGUUACUACAGCAAAACUGACUAAUAAAUACAUCAUUAAACUGA
Molecule: messenger RNA, 2256 nt
Organism: Peromyscus maniculatus bairdii (prairie deer mouse)
Lineage: Eukaryota; Metazoa; Chordata; Mammalia; Rodentia; Cricetidae
Gene: Ttc4
Product: tetratricopeptide repeat domain 4
Biological process (GO): protein folding
Cellular component (GO): nucleus; cytosol
Molecular function (GO): Hsp70 protein binding; Hsp90 protein binding
Source: RefSeq, a predicted model, not a curated record